Astyanax mexicanus (Mexican tetra) is the source of this 968-nucleotide messenger RNA. Its product is annotated as obscurin-like. Bases 1 to 888 code for a protein of 295 amino acids. Lineage: Eukaryota; Metazoa; Chordata; Actinopteri; Characiformes; Acestrorhamphidae. The transcript has 5 exons. The record is from RefSeq and is a predicted model, not a curated record.
AUGCAAGGAACACUCUGCUCAGAACUGUGUGAUAUUCUACUCUUGCAGAAGAUCGAGGUGCUGAAGGGUCUGGAGGACGUGACGCUGUGUGAGAAGGAGGCCCACACCUUCGAGGUGAUCCUGAGCCAUUCUUACGUCCGCGGCACCUGGAGCAGGAAUGGGGUUCCGCUCAAAUCCAAGCCCACUUGCAGGAUCUCAGCUCAGGGGAAGACUCACACUCUGACCCUGACCCGGCUCUCUCUGUCAGAUAUGGGUCUGAUCUGCUUUCAGGCAGAGGGAGCCGAGAGCUCAGCUACUCUCACAGUAACAGCCAGAGAUAUAGAGAUAGUAAAGCAUCUUCAGGACAUCAGUGUGACAGAGCGAGAGACAGUGACGCUGGUGUGUGAGGUAAACCUGGAGGAAGUGGACGGGAAAUGGUUCAAGAACAGCAGCAGAAUAAAAGCGGGAGACAACGUUAAGAUCAGACGUGAAGAUAAAACUCACUCACUGACCUUCAGAGCCGUGAAGCCAGAGGAUGCCGGGGAGAUCAUGUUUAUGGCUGAGAGAGUUUCAUCGACGGCAGUGCUGACAGUUACAGAGCUUCCGGUUCAUAUCACACGGCCACUCCGGGUGAAGAUCGCCAUGUAUAAACACAGGGCACUGCUGGAGUGCCAGCUCUCCCGCGCCAACGCUGAGGUCACAUGGUACAAGAGGAACCGUGAAAUCGUAUCUCACGGGAAAUAUCAGGUGGUGAGUGAUGGUGUUUACAGACAGCUCACCAUUGACGAAGUGGGCACUUCAGAUGAGGACAUCUUCACCUGUGAUGCUGUUGAUGACUCCACUUCCUGUCAGCUGUUUGUGGAGGGUGAGCUACUCAUAGCUGUUUGUGGACGGCCCAACCUGUGCUAAUGCUAACGUUUUAGUUUUUACGCGAAUGUUUGCGAUGAUUACAUUUUAAUGAAUGGGAAUUAAGUAUGUAUGCAAUGCAU